ACUGCUGUUUUGCACAUCUCUAGAAAAAACACAACAUUGAUUCGGUGUUUUCAACAGUAAAUAAAGUUUAGUUUUUCAAUUACAGUAGCAUUGAUUUAUUCUAAUAUAAAAUUUCUAUAAUGGGUGAAAGAUACAAUAUACACAGUCAACUAGAACAUUUACAGAGCAAGUACAUCGGUACCGGACAUGCGGAUACAACAAAAUUUGAAUGGCUAACUAAUCAACAUCGCGAUUCCCUAGCCAGUUAUAUGGGCCACUAUGAUAUGCUGAACUAUUUUGCAAUUGCUGAAAAUGAGUCGAAAGCACGCAUCCGAUUUAAUUUGAUGGAGCGUAUGUUGCAGCCAUGUGGACCGCCACCAGAGAAAGCUGAAGAUUAGAUGUUAGUUGCCAUUAAUUGUACUGUAACGUGUAUUAAACCAAGAUAUGUUAUUUUAUAUUAAUAAAUAAAUAUUGAGUUGGUGUGGAAAAAAUAA
Messenger RNA from Zeugodacus cucurbitae (melon fly), 473 nucleotides. It is a transcript of the gene Sf3b5, whose product is annotated as splicing factor 3B subunit 5. Gene Ontology annotation, biological process: mRNA splicing, via spliceosome. The coding region runs from base 120 to 377 and encodes 85 amino acids. Gene Ontology annotation, cellular component: precatalytic spliceosome; U2 snRNP. NCBI's taxonomy places the organism in Eukaryota, Metazoa, Arthropoda, Insecta, Diptera, Tephritidae. The transcript has a single exon. The record is from RefSeq and is a predicted model, not a curated record.